Messenger RNA from Verticillium alfalfae VaMs.102, 444 nucleotides. RefSeq lists its product with no specific name. The record is from RefSeq and is a predicted model, not a curated record. Bases 1 to 444 code for a protein of 147 amino acids. The transcript has 3 exons. Lineage: Eukaryota; Fungi; Ascomycota; Sordariomycetes; Glomerellales; Plectosphaerellaceae.
AUGUCUUCCAUCAUCAAGAUGACUGUCUUUGCCACCUCCAUUGCCUCGAUGGCUCAUGAGGAUAAGAUCAACUUCCAUGGUCUUGAACUCACCACCAUUGGUGGCGGAACUCAGGUUGCCACUGGCCCCAUCGCUGUUGAUGCUCUCUACUCCAGUGUCUGCGUUCCGAUCAUCCUAACCACCCUUUCCUGCGAGACCAUCACUCUUCCAACCAUCACCACCGAGGAGAUCAUCGUCUAUACUCCCGUCACUGAGGUCACUCCCAUCGAAGAGGUCAUCACUUCCACCGAGGUGAUCACCACUUCUGAGGAGACCCCCUCGAUCGUGGUUGUUCCUACCACCGCCAUCCCAACCGAGGAUGUCGUCCAGAGCGGCGUUUCUGCCACUCACAUCUCUCUCGGCUGCCUCUUCGUGGCCGGUCUCAUCUUCUCAACCCUCUUCUGA